UCCAACUCCUGCUGACCGCGAUACGCUGCGUUCGGAGUGUGAAAGACACUGCUGUGCCAGACAGACAUGGCUGGCUUUGGGAACAAGUUGAGCUCUUACUCCUUAACUCAGUUAAACGAACUGCUCGAAGAUGAAGAGAAGCUCAACACAAUUAUCAACGAAACGGAGGAGAUUAAAGGACUACAACAGAAUAAGGAGAUGACACUGGCUAGUAACCGGCUUCUGGCUAAGCAGAACCUUCAACACCAGCCCAGACUAGACCACCAAAAAAACGAGCUAACCAAACAUUACCGGUGCCUACAGGAGCGCUUUGAAGCCUGUCAGCUGCGCAUGUCCAAUCUAGACCACAAGUCUGGAAACAUUCCCUUGGACACAUUGCUUGCACUCCUACAAGCAGAAGGGGCCAAAAUCGAGGAAGAAACUGAGAACAUGGCUGAAUCUUUUCUUGAUGGAGCAGCUUCUCUGGACACAUUCAUCGAUGAGUACCAGAGCAAAAGGAAGCUGGCACAUCUGCGAAGAGUGAAGAUCGAGAAGCUCCAAGAAAUGGUACUGAAGGGACACCAGAUUCCCUCAGCUGCCCCUCAGCCAUCUCGAUCUCAGGACCUCCCUUCCAGGCCAGCUGCUGUCAAUGGUUCCCCCAUGCCAAUGCCCCGCCGAGCUCCUCCUCUCCCACCUGUUAACGUUCCUCCAAGUCCUACAAUCCAGCCUGCUGCAGCUGUAUCCUACCCCCCUACCUCUCCAUACCCUCCUAUCCCUCCCAGAGUAGGAAAUCCACCAUCUAGUCUUAACCAGGGAUACCCCAGCAUGUAUAUGCAGCAAUACCCCCCAACUGUGCCCCAGAGACCCCAUCCACGCAUGGCUCCCCAGCCAGGCUUCAUCAUGCAGUGAAUGGGGUGUUACAGUCUGUGGAGAAGGAACAAUAGAAACAGUUUUUAUAGGUCUUUCAGGCUGCAUAUUAUAUAGGAAGGUGUCAGGAUGGAGUCUUGUCAUGAUAAAUUAACUAGACAUUUCUGCAAAGACACAUCUAAAACAGGACAUUCAAUUUGCACUUUAGACUUUUAAUUGUAUUAAAUCAGUCAUGUCUGGUUACUGAGUCUUGCUAUUCUUGUUCUGAGUUCAUUCAAGUUUUACACGAGCCACAUGGGCUUCCAUACAUAGUGAAGAUAUCUAAAUUCAAGAACUGGUUCUGGCCUCUUAGUUAUCCGGCUAGGCAGAUAUAAAGAGCUAACAUUUGAUGUUUUGAUUUGUGUUUGAGUUGUUCUUCUUUAAUAUCUUCUGACAUUUCUUACAUGAAAAAUGCUGCUUUUAGAUUAAUAAUAUUGAUGCCUAUGCAAACAGACUGAAACCAGACUUGAGUUUAUGGGUGGAACAAAACAUAAUAUUUUGCCUUCUAGGUUAUUUCAGACCUGCAGCCAAAUUUAUUUAUUUUUUUCUCUCCAUUGGAUUCAGUUCUUAUCAAAGUAUGUGUGCUGGUAGCAGUUGAACAGGGUGAUUUGAUACUGAUUUCUUUAAGAAAAGACAAAAGAAAAUGUGGGUGAAAUCAUUUGGUACUAAUUUGGUGGUUGAGAUUGGUUGAUGGGUUUAUUAGGUCUCAGAUGUAAGCAAAUUCAUGCUUAUGGCGAGAGUUAAUUAGCUAGAUUUUGGAAGAAGUGUGAGUGAACGAUUGUGUGAGUGGAGAAUUAUUUUAAUUUUUUUUUAGAAAAAUAGUUGUGUAAACGUGUGUGCUUGUUCUGUCUUAUUAGUGUGCAUACUUAAACUGAUGCGCUAUGCAUCAUUUACCAUUUUACCAUUUAAAAUAUACGCUGUUUACAUCGGUACACCCUUACAAGUGUCCUUCUUUCUAAAUACGUGAUGUGUAUGUUUUAGCAAUUAGAGCCAUAAUUAUGUUGUCUAGCAUUCAGGAAGUUUUCAUAAUAGAACCAGGAAGUGAGUAACUUUGUCCACUUUGUGUCUCUGGUGCUGCUACAUUUAUCUGUUUAGUAACAUUCAUUUAAUGAGCUGAGACUAGAAAAUCUCUUGCAAAACAGAGGAAUAUUCUAAAAUGAAAAUUCUCUCAUCAUUUACUCACCCACAUGCCAUCCCAGAUGUGUAUGACUUACUUUCUCCUGCUGAACACAAAAUAUAUCUCAGCUCUGUAGAUCUGUUCAAUGUAAGUCAACAGGGUCCAAAUCUUUGAAGCUCAAAAAGCAUAUAAAGGCAGCAUAAAAGUAAUCCAUAUGACCACAGAUGUUAAAUCCAUUUCUUCAGAAGAGAUUUUAUAUGUGUGGGUGAGAAAAAGAUCAGUAUUACUUUUUACUAUAUAUUUCCACUUUCAACCAGCCCUCCUAGGAGUUCUUUUGUUUUUGGCAAUUGACAUUCUUCAUGCAUAUCACCACCUACUGGGCAGGGAGGAGAAUUGAGGAAAAAAAGAUUUGAAUAUUGGUCUUUUUCUCACCAGCACUUAUCAUUGAUUCUGAAGACAUCGGUUUAGCCACUGAAUUACUUUUAGGUUGCCUUCAUGUGCUUUUUGGAGUUUCAAUGUUUUGAUCAACAUUCACUUGCAUUGUAUGGACCAACAGAAAUUAGAUGUUCUUCUAAAAAGCUUUGUUUAUGUAAAACACUCCACAAUUGUCAAAAUGUGUGUAUCUGCUUUAUCUUGAUAUUAAUGAGAACUAGAUCUAUGGGUGAAAUUAUUUGCAUACUGCAAGAAUCGGGUUAUAUUAUGUCUAGACCAUGACAUACCUGUGAAAUACGUGUGCACUGUGACUGGCUUUGCAACCAUCUGGAAAAACAGCUUUUGUCCUCUGAAAUGUUUGUAUGUAUAGACAUGUUUUUAUUUGCUUUAGAAAUAAUAAAUCCUAGGUUUGUAACUGGUAACUCAGCUGAAUGCUGUUGGCAAUAUAAAAUUUUGUUUUGUACUAUUCAAAUGUAAAAUAUGUAGACUAUUCUAUGCUAGUUAUUGUCUAUUGAAUGUGGUAGAAAUGUUAAAUUGAACGGACAUCUUUAUUUUAAAUAUAAUAAAUGCUAUC
Messenger RNA from Xyrauchen texanus (razorback sucker), 3008 nucleotides. Its product is annotated as vacuolar protein sorting-associated protein 37B-like. The coding region runs from base 67 to 888 and encodes 273 amino acids. NCBI's taxonomy places the organism in Eukaryota, Metazoa, Chordata, Actinopteri, Cypriniformes, Catostomidae. The record is from RefSeq and is a predicted model, not a curated record. The transcript has 4 exons. Gene Ontology annotation, biological process: ubiquitin-dependent protein catabolic process via the multivesicular body sorting pathway; protein targeting to membrane; protein targeting to vacuole. Gene Ontology annotation, cellular component: ESCRT I complex.